AUGGCCAACCAAACUCCUGCCGUUGUCAUGGACAACGGCACUGGCUUCUCGAAGCUUGGUUUCGCCGGCAAUGACUCCCCCUCCUUCGUCUUCCCGACCGCCAUCGCAACCAAAGGUCCCGCAGGCGGUAGCGGAGGCUCCGGAUCUGGCCGUCCUGCCGUCGCAAACAAGCCGUCAUACCUCACUGGUGGAGCGGGAUCUGGUGGUCACCUCAACAUGAAGCGCGGCACUGAGGACUUGGACUUCUUCAUUGGCGAUGCCGCUAUUGCCGCGUCGCAAGGUCCAGGCUACGGGCUUCACUACCCCAUUCGCCACGGCCAGAUUGAGAACUGGGAUCACAUGGAACGAUUCUGGUCCAACUCCAUCUUCAAGUACCUUCGUGUUGAACCCGAAGACCACUACUUCCUCCUGACCGAGCCGCCUCUGAACCCCCCCGAGAACCGCGAGAACACGGCCGAGAUCUUCUUCGAGUCUUUUAACUGCGCCGGCAUGUACAUCGCUGUGCAGGCUGUUCUUGCGCUCGCCGCGUCUUGGACAUCCUCCAAAGUGCAGGAUCGUUCGCUGACUGGUACUGUCAUCGACUCGGGUGACGGUGUGACCCACGUCAUUCCCGUUGCCGAAGGUUAUGUCAUUGGAUCGUCGAUCAAGUCGAUUCCCAUCGCCGGCCGCGAUAUUACCUACUUCGUCCAGUCGCUUCUUCGAGACCGAGGCGAACCCGACUCGUCGCUCAAGACGGCGCAAGAAAUCAAGGAGGAGCACUGCUACGUGUGCCCUGAUAUUGUCAAGGAGUUCUCCCGAUACGAUCGCGACCCUACUCGGUUCAUCCAGCACCCCGUUCUCCAGGCUGGAGGUCGCAAGACCAUGGUCGAUGUCGGCUAUGAACGAUUCCUCGCACCUGAGAUCUUCUUCAACCCCGAGAUUUACAGCUCCGACUUCCUGACGCCUCUGCCCACCGUUGUCGAUGGCGUGAUCCAGUCCUCGCCGAUCGAUGUUCGAAGGGGCCUGUACAAGAACAUCGUCCUGUCCGGCGGCAGCACGCUGUACAAGGACUUUGGUCGCCGGUUACAGCGAGACAUCAAGCAGCUGGUCGACGCGCGCAUCAAGGCCAGUGAGGUGCGCAGCGGCGGUGCCAAGAGUGGUGGUCUCGACGUUCAGGUUAUCACGCACAAGAGGCAAAGACACGGUCCCUGGUUCGGUGGCAGUCUACUCGGCCAGACACCCGAGUUCCGAUCGUACUGCCACACCAAGGCGGAGUACCAAGAGUAUGGACCGAGCAUUGUCAGGAGGUUUGCGCUGCUGGGCGGGCCUGGCGGUUCUUAG
Molecule: messenger RNA, 1320 nt
Organism: Verticillium alfalfae VaMs.102
Lineage: Eukaryota; Fungi; Ascomycota; Sordariomycetes; Glomerellales; Plectosphaerellaceae
Product: actin-2
Exons: 7
Coding region: 1-1320 (439 amino acids)
Biological process (GO): Arp2/3 complex-mediated actin nucleation
Cellular component (GO): actin cortical patch; Arp2/3 protein complex
Molecular function (GO): actin filament binding
Source: RefSeq, a predicted model, not a curated record